Saccostrea echinata is the source of this 780-nucleotide messenger RNA. RefSeq lists its product as uncharacterized. Bases 26 to 481 code for a protein of 151 amino acids. The record is from RefSeq and is a predicted model, not a curated record. Lineage: Eukaryota; Metazoa; Mollusca; Bivalvia; Ostreida; Ostreidae. The transcript has 5 exons.
UUUUUUUUUAGAAUAGACAGUACUGAUGGUUCAAAGAAGACCACAACCACAAAUUUUAAGGUUUCUUAUGAAAACCAUUGUCUUUAUUGUUGUUCAUCAAUUGAAAAACGUAAAGGUGGCUGGACGUAAUUGCCCAAUGGCCACAACGACUAUUAAAUAUGUGCCCCAUUGCCCAAUGAAUAAGGCAGAUUGGGAGACAGCUGCAACCAAGAAAAAUUGUUCUAACAUGAAACAAAACUGUGUGAGAAAAGAAGAUUUUCAAUACCACUGUGUAGUGAAUUCUUGGAUAAAUGCAACUAUGGAAGUUUGUUCCCCUACUUGGUACUGCAUGGGAUUUUGUGCAGAAUUCAACAUUCGAGGAGAACGAAUCCAAGACAACUUCAACGCUCCCUGUACUUCGUUGACUAACCCCUGUCCUGCAAGAUAUUUGUCAUCAGAAUCAUACCUUUACAUUCUGGACUUCAAGAAAACACCGUUUUGACCAGACCUACAAUUGCUGCAAUUGCAAUUAGUUCUGUUGUGACAAUAAUAUUGAUUAUCACGGCAGCAUUUUUUUUCCAUCAGAGAAAAUCAGGCAAAGAAAAUGAAGGCAGUGGUCUUAGUGGACAAGAAGAAAACAAUGCAAUGCUUAAACUACAAUUUUCCCAUAAUAUAUGACGUGAAAUUUAGAAUUUUUCUAUGAUUCGUAGAAUUUUUCAGAAUAAAGUCUUCAUAUAAACUUUUUUCCUAAAAAAAAACUAUUUUUCUUUAUAAUUAUUAUAAUCUUCAUUAUCGUCUUCU